AUGCUUCAAUAUGAUGAGCUUUCCGGCUCCAAUCCUAGGCGAGUUACCACACGGACUCAUGGAGUGCAGACUCACCUCGACCCGGCGAUUAACAGCUACGGCGUUUCAUCUAUCGAGUCUUACUCCUCUUCCAAUGCUGCUUUGCCCGAGCCAGGCACUGGCCCAUUAGCAGCGACCGAGUCUGACUCUUCGCAUGACAAUGCAGUUGGAGCCUCGGAGGUGGACCAAAAGUCUUUACGAUUAGUCUCAGAAGUGAAUCGUCUCAGAGCUCACCUUCUUGAGGUGAAUCACAGUUGGAAGGGGCGACAAUUACAAUUAGUUGGAACAUUUUUCUUAACUCCUGACGGAAUAUAA
Protopolystoma xenopodis is the source of this 354-nucleotide messenger RNA. NCBI's taxonomy places the organism in Eukaryota, Metazoa, Platyhelminthes, Monogenea, Polystomatidea, Polystomatidae. The record is from the annotation of a GenBank genome assembly.